AUGUCGGCCGAGAUUCCACCCCAAGGUGCCGCUCCCGCCUAUGACGAGGCGGAAAAGGGCGCGCUAGACGUGCAAAUUCGACCGGUAGAAGUGACCUUCAAGGAUGAAAAAAAGGAUCUCGUAGUUACCCAAGUUGUGCCGGUUACUCCAACGCCUAAGAAGGAGUCAACACCGCCAGCGAAGGCACCCGGUAAGCCGGCCAAGCGCAAGGUAUCUAAAUGGAUACUCUGGCAAUUGUGGUACAAUACCUACCGAAAACUAUUCACGAUCUCAUUUUCGAUCAACAUGAUCAUGUUCGGUUUCGCUGUUUCUGGUCAUUGGCCGUAUGCGAAGAAGUAUGGCGGUGCCAUGGCAGUAGCAAACUUCAAUUUCUCUAUCUUGAUGCGGAACGAAAUUUUUGGACGACUUCUCUACCUCUUUGUCAAUACACUGUUCGCGAAGUGGACUCCUAUGAUCUGGCGGCUUGGGUGUACAUCUGUCCUGCAGCAUCUCGGUGGUAUCCACUCAGGGUGUGCCAUCUCGGGUCUGGUCUGGCUGACCCUCCGAGUCGUCGAUGUCUACCGCGACUACAUGAACUAUCACGUAUCCAUCCUGGUCUUCGGUAUUUUAUGUAACGUGACUUUGGUUGUCACCGCUAUCGCUGGUUUCCCUUGGGUUCGCAACACUCACCAUAACGUCUUCGAGAGAUGGCAUCGGUUCAUGGGCUGGACAGGUCUAUUCAUGUCCUGGCUCUUCGUCAUCCUAUCCGAUCUCUACAACACGGAGACGCAUCAGUGGAACUUCACCGGUCCUCACCUAAUCCGGCAACAAGACUUCUGGUACGUGAUGGGCAUGACACUGUUCAUUGUCCUUCCGUGGAUUUGUACGCGGAGAGUCCCCAUCGACAUCGAGCUGCCCUCAAACAAGGUGGCCGUACUCCGGUUCCAGCGUGGCAUGCAGCAAGGGUUGCUUGGCCGGGUUAGUCGUAGUGCCGUGAUGGAGUACCACGCAUUCGGUAUCAUUUCAGAAGGGCCGCACGCCAAGUAUCACUACAUGGUUUGCGGUGUGCAAGGUGACUUCACCCGCAGCCUGGUCAAUGACCCACCGAAGACGAUCUGGACUCGCGAGCUGAAGUUGGCUGGUGUCUCGAACACGUCGGCAUUGUACAAGCGUGGCAUUCGGAUCUGCACUGGUACCGGUAUUGGUGCUGCACUUGCGACAUGCAUCCAGUCUCCCUAUUGGUAUCUCAUCUGGAUUGGUUCUGACCAGGAGAAGACCUUCGGUCCCACGAUCAGCGGUCUGAUUCGUCGCAACAUCGAGCCUGAGCGCUACCUGUUGUGGGACAGCAAGGUCCGUGGAGGACGGCCGGACACCAGGAAGAUCUUGAAGGAGGUGUAUCACUCUUGGAAAGCCGACGUCGUCUUCAUCACGUCCAACAUGAUUGGAAACUCGGAGAUGAUGCAGGCGUGCAAAGAAGAGAAAAUCCCAUGCUUUGGCACUCUAUGGGAUUUCCCCCCCAACACUCGCUUUAUUCUCCAGCCUGUCUUUGCCUUCAUGAAUCAACAAAGGGGGGAUGACCUAGACGACGACUUUGUCCCAGACGACCUCGUAGCAAUGUCGGACGACGAAGGCGUCCCACAAGCCGGCGAUGCGGAAGACAUCGGCAGCCUGCUCAGCGUAGAUGAGAAUGAAGUGGAAGGAAAGGCACAACCAAGCAUGUCCACCCCCGCGAGUGCGAAGAAACGGAAGCGCAGGGCAAAAGAAAAGGAGCGCAAGGCAAAGAAGCGAAAACUCGCAGAGACUCUCGAGCCCGUAGAGGGGCCCUCUGUCGCAACGCAGCCUCUAGUUGCGCUUUCAGAUUACAUAUCGUCAGUGCAGACAAAGACGUUCUCCAAGAUGUCCGCCAUUGAACUCACAGACGUUCAAAUACCCGAGGGUUCGAUAGCGGACACGAGCCAAUGGUCUGGUUCUCGGAACCUGAACCAGCUGGUGGACUUCAUCACAAACAUGCUUCCAACACUGAAGACUCGGUUUGCCCAGAGACCUAAGUCCACCGGCUCACCGACUUUGAUAUUCGUCGCUGGGGCGGCUUUGCGGGUCGCAGACGUCACUCGUAUCCUCAAAGACAAGCGGCUCCGAGGGGAAAAGGGCGGCGACGUCGCGAAGCUGUUCGCCAGGCACAUCAAGCUCGACGAGCACGUUGCCUAUCUCAGACAGACGAAAAUCGCCGCGGCAGUGGGUACGCCGGGCAGAUUAGGCAAGCUGCUCUGUGACACAGAGGCACUGUCCACCUCAGCGUUGACACAUAUUAUUCUCGAUGUUUCCUAUCGAGAUACGAAAAAGCGCAAUCUGUUGGACAUUCCGGAGACACGAGAUGAGGUGUUCAAGACAGUGCUAGGUACUCCCAAGGUUCUGCAGGGGCUAAAGGAGGGCAAGAUACAGCUGGUGUUGCUCUGA
Messenger RNA from Postia placenta MAD-698-R-SB12, 2436 nucleotides. RefSeq lists its product as hypothetical. NCBI's taxonomy places the organism in Eukaryota, Fungi, Basidiomycota, Agaricomycetes, Polyporales, Adustoporiaceae. The record is from RefSeq and is a predicted model, not a curated record. The transcript has 19 exons. The coding region runs from base 1 to 2436 and encodes 811 amino acids.